AAAAAAAAAAAAAUUCUAAAAAUAUGACGACCCCGACGGAUAGAGAAUUAUCAGAUGUUACUCUUGCUUUAGAAAAACUUUGGGAAUUAGAUGAGAAUAGAUUACAACCUGGUGUCGAUUAUGCUCUUAAUUUAGUUUUAGCUCGUGGAAGAAGUGAUAAUACAUCAAAAAAGUUAUUCGAAUUUGUAGACGGUAAAGUUGGUAAAAUACCAACCUUUCAAUUAUUCUAUCAUUUACUUGAUAAUUACAUUCCACAAACCGGAAUUCCGGAAGAAGUUGAUACUCAUGAAUUGGAAGAAAAUCGAGCUUUUAUUAAAGCAUGUUUAGAAACUUCUCCAAUGAUUUAUACCUACAAUUACUUAAAAGCCAAGAAUAAAAUUAAGGGAAGUAUGGCAGAUUUUGAAAAACAACUUCACAAAAUAUGGUUUGAUUUAUAUAGAAGAGAGGGUGAAGAUGAUUCUUCUGCAUUUGAACAUGUUUUUGUUGGUGAAGUUAGAGAUGGUGAAGCAAAAGCAUUUCAUAAUUGGAUUACGUUUUAUUUCAACGAGAAAGUUGGUAAAAUUGAUUAUGAAGGUUUCGUAUCAAAUAAAAAGAACAGAAAUGAAGAACCCGAUCCAAACUCUCAUGUAAUUGAGAUAAGAUUUUCAUUUGAAGGAGCCAAAAAACCAUUUUCAACUUCAUUUGUUGGUACUUCUCCAGAAUUUGAAUUAUCGAUGUAUACUCUACUUUAUUAUAUUGGUAAAGAAAAUACCAAAGUAACAUUUGAUGAUGUUAACCUAAAUAUCAAAGUUUUUCCUUUCUUUGAGAAAGGUGGACAUGGUGAAAGAUUAAUAGGUUCUGCUUUUCCUAUGGUUGUUUACAAUUAAUGUAUGAUAUAAUAUUAUUUAAUGUUUGUUAUAAUCAAAAUAAAGAAUCACUAUGCGUUAAACUACACUAACCUUUAUUAGAUAAUUAAUUGAUAAUUUGAAGUCCGGUUGAGCCUAACCAUU
Messenger RNA from Rhizophagus irregularis DAOM 181602=DAOM 197198, 989 nucleotides. RefSeq lists its product as uncharacterized. The record is from RefSeq and is a predicted model, not a curated record. Gene Ontology annotation, molecular function: RNA endonuclease activity. NCBI's taxonomy places the organism in Eukaryota, Fungi, Glomeromycota, Glomeromycetes, Glomerales, Glomeraceae.